This is a messenger RNA of Eutrema salsugineum, 696 nucleotides long. RefSeq names its product calcium-binding protein PBP1. NCBI's taxonomy places the organism in Eukaryota, Viridiplantae, Streptophyta, Magnoliopsida, Brassicales, Brassicaceae. Gene Ontology annotation, molecular function: calcium ion binding. The transcript has a single exon. The record is from RefSeq and is a predicted model, not a curated record. Bases 145 to 522 code for a protein of 125 amino acids.
GCUUAGUUGGCUUCCAUGGAUGUUCCUUCUAGGAAAUCCCAAAUUCUCUUCCUUUAUAUAUAAAAAUCAACUCACAUUUCGAUUUCAACAAAACCCAUCUCUCAAAAUCAUCAAUUUCUCUCAAUUUCAAUUUUCCCAGCUCAAAUGGUGUAUCCUAAACAAAACCCAGAACCCAAUUUCCACGAUUUCUUCCCGGCGAUGGCCGGAAAACUCGGAGGAGAAGGUCUAAUCGAAGAGCUCUGCAAAGGUUUCGAGCUUCUGAUGGAUGGAGACAAAGGAGUCAUCACUUUCGAGAGCUUACGGCGAAACGCAUCGGCGGUUCUCGGGCUCGGAGAUCUGACGGACGACGAUGUCCGGUGCAUGAUCGACGAAGGGGAUUUCGAUCGAGACGGUGCGUUGAAUCAGAUGGAGUUUUGUGUGCUCAUGUUUAGGCUUAGCCCUGAGUUGAUGGAAGCGUCACGGUGCGUUGUCACGGAGGCGAUAGAGGAGGAGUUUGGUGUUGAUCGAAAGCACCGGCAUUGAUGCAGAAACCUUCUUUGUUGGGCAGAGACUUUGACUGAUUUGUUUUUUCAAACUUUAACAAAUUGUAUCGGUUGUUGCGGUUCGUAUAAAUUGUUGGAUUAUUAUAAGAGAAACUGAUGUGGAAGAUCAUUGUGAACCAAGACGAAAUAUACUAAAGGAAAAUUCAAUUCUUCA